This is a messenger RNA of Brachypodium distachyon (stiff brome), 1265 nucleotides long. RefSeq names its product protein REVEILLE 6. Gene Ontology annotation, molecular function: DNA binding. The coding region runs from base 333 to 989 and encodes 218 amino acids. The record is from RefSeq and is a predicted model, not a curated record. NCBI's taxonomy places the organism in Eukaryota, Viridiplantae, Streptophyta, Magnoliopsida, Poales, Poaceae. The transcript has 3 exons.
GACAAGGAACUGGAAGUCUGGAAGGGCUUUGAUCCCCGAAAGCCACGUUUAUCUCUUCGCUUGGCACGUGCGACGAGUCAGCGGAGCCUGAAGGCCACGUUUACCGUGUCAAAUUCUGCACGUCUUGCACGCCUCACACGGCCUCGGUUCCUGGCCCCGGGUAGUCGGCCGAACACCGAACACUACAUAUACGUCGGGGCAGCUAGCUCCGUUUUUCAUCACCACUGCAGUCGAGACUCGGGAGUCGCUGCCGCUCUGCAAGCUGCAAAGGAGAGAAAUUCUCAGUGUUGCUCCUGUAAAGAAAGAAGUUGAGAAGGGAUAGAAGAAGACUGAUGGCAGCGAUGUUCGGAGGCGUGAGAAUGCAGGCGUUGUCGUCAGCGUCGACGAUAGGGAGGAAGAAGCUCCGGAAGCCGUACACGAUCACGAGGCCGCGGGAGAGGUGGACAGCCGAGGAGCACGACCGCUUCCUCCACGCCCUCAACCUGUUCGGUCGCGACUGGAAGAGGAUCGAGGCGUUGGUGGCGACGAAGACGAGCGUGCAGAUCCGCAGCCACGCCCAGAAGUUCUUCCUCAAGGCCCACAAGUUCGGCCUCGCCGCCUGCCUGCCGCCGCCUCUCCACCCUCGCCGUUCCGCCGCCCUUCUCCAGCAGCCGCAGCCGGACAACAUUGACAUGCAGGUGCCCAGCAUGGAGGAGUGCCACAGGCCACGCGCUUCGCCUGAAUACCUCUGCCCGGACCUCGACGGCGCCUGGCUGGACCAGGACGGGACCCCCAUUGCCAUUGAGCUCCCACUGUCUCCCGACGACCUGCGGUUCGCCCAGGUUUACCGGUUCGUGGGCGACUUCUUCGGCGCCGACGACGCCACGGCGGCGGCGAAUGUCCCGGUGGAGGCGCGGCUCUGGUGCCUGCUGCUGCAGGGCAUGGAUCCUCUCGUCGUCGACACGAUCUUACUCGUGCUAAGCAAUCUGCAAGCUAACCUCUUUGCUUAGGCAUGGCAUGGUGGUUCCUCGUUUGUCAGAGAAAAUGGAUGCACUCUCGGUCUCUCGCGUGGAUCAACAUUAUGCAACGGGCUGCUAGCUAGAUCUUUCUUUAGAUUUCUUUGACUUGACUUGAGUGUAGAAAGAAACUAGUUUGGAGGAACGGUGUAAAAAGAGGCUCCAUCCUGCUCCUGUAAAAAUCGGACAUUUGCUGGCAACUGUCAUGCUUCUUUCCUUCUUCCUGUCGUUUUUAGUACAAAUUGAAGCAAUGCAUUUCUUCUUGGUGAA